UGACUCCUCAACCGUCCAAUGCGUUUGGAUCUUCUCACCGACACGGUCGACGACACCACAACUGGCAAAUGGCAAAGAGGCGGAGAGACGAAGCGAAGAUAUACCGUAUUAUUGAAACAGGAGAGGACUACUUAGUAGCGGUCGUACCGUAUCUACCUAGCUAGCUGGAGAGGUCAAAGAGACUGAGAGUGCUUCAAAAAGAACCGACAAUUCACUCCAAACAAAACUUGAUAUUUCGAGCUAUUCGGAUCCAUCCAUCAAUUAAUUCGUGUGCACUGCACCAACCUUUGUUUCUACAAUGAGCCGCCCAUCUUCCGGUGCAAGCUCUUCCUCUGCUUCUUCUUCUAGCUCGACGUCUCCCAUCUGGGCCGCCCGCAAUGUGGAAUGGCCGAUUCCGUCUGUUCUUUCGACGGCCAAUUAUCAGAAAUUAUGGCGGGCAUCCCAACAAACGGCCACACAAAUGGGAAUCACUACAUCCUUGGAUCCUCCUCAAGAUGCCGCCUACGAUACGACGAAUACCGACAAUACCAACACUACUAUUGACAAUAACAACACUGCCAUGGCCGGUGGCGGUGAUACCGCCAGUGAAAGCACUUCGUAUUUCACCGGAUUCAUGAGUCGCGUCUUGAACACGGGAACACCGUCGGCACAAGACAAGAACACAACGCAAUCACCCACUAAUGCAAGUAUGGAAGGAGGUGGGAAUCGACCACUCCGACCACCGCGGCCCCAUUGUGUUGCCACGGCCAAUGGAUGGAUUGUCGCAUCGCUCGAGUGUCCUUCGCCCACCGCAGGAAUUCUACGAUUGCUCUCGAGAUGGAAUGUCCGGCGGGGCAGUAGUGCCGAUCAAUGGAUGGCAUUGCCUCCUCCCAUUGCCAUGGCGUCAACCGUAUUUACGGGACGAAUUCAACACGUUUUUGUCGAUCCUACUGGAUGUCAUACCAUUGUCAGUGCCAAUAAUGGAGAAGCCUAUUAUGUGCAUUCCAGUUUGCGAUUGCCACAAAAGUUACCAGGAUUUGGACCCAAUGCCGAUGGAUCACUGCCACUCACAUUGACGGGAAUUCCUGCCACGGCCGGAACCAAAGUGGGAACGGGGGGAUCAUCUUCGACCACCAGCAACAACAAUAACAACAACAAUUCCAAUGUCCAACAAGGAUUGUCGCCAGGAUCUUACGUGACGGCCGUCGCAUGGGAUCGAGAACGGGGCACGGAAGGAUCCACCAAGAAAAUAUUACUGGGGACCAGUGAAGGAGAAAUCUACGAAUAUGCCCUCAUUAGUCCCACGUCGGAAGAUCAAGAAGAAGCCAUGCCAGCGCCAUUGCUCUUGCAUCGAUUGCGGACAUCAGAUGAAGCACCCGCCGCCGUCACGGGUCUGUAUCUGGAACGACUGCGGACGGGGCUCUUGAUUUUGGCCGCCACGUCCGGCCGAAAUGUGCCAAGGACGAGACUCUAUACAUUCUAUUCGCCUCACAAUACAUCCUUUCGCAUGGCAUUGGCCGAUCAACAACACGCGACAUUGGUGGAUAUCCCUGGAGCGGUCGAUUUUGCCAAUCUGCGACUUGCCAAUGAUCAUUUUGGAUUGCGAACCGCCAUGGGAAUCUAUUACGGGACCAUUGAUCGAUCGCAAUCCAGCAAUGUCCUAGUCACGGGGGGACGCAGUAUGAUUGUCGAUGCCGGGAUACUCCCCUAUGAAGAUGUCGUUGGUCAAGAUAGUGGAGCUACUACUGUCAGCAGUAGUAGUAGCAGUGCGAACAAUCCUGCCGCCGCCAUUUCGUCCUUGGCAUUGACACCCCAUCACAUGAUUCUAUUGAGUGACAACAAUAAUAGUGCAGAUGCCCAUCAUCCCAAGCCACCGGAAGUGCGAUUUAUCAAUCGCGUCGCGCAAAAGGUCAUUCAAAAGGAACGCAUGGAUCUGCUCACGCAGCAAUAUCAUCAUAACAACAAUACACCCACAUCCUCUUCUUCCAAUAACAACAGCAACAAUCCCUUUGCGACAUCGUCGGCAUCCUCUUCGAACAACAACAACAACAACAACUUGGAAGACAGCUCGCUGUGGCUGGGAGCCGGAGAGUUACUCAUGGACAUUCGGCGCCCGGAUCAAGUUUGGUUGCGUCAUGGACGAUCCUUGAUUCACAUUUCGUCCACACAGGAAGAUCGAGAUGUCUGGAAGUUCACACUGGCGAAAUGCCUCGAAAAACCACCCCAAAAACAACAAGGACGAGCGCUCGCCAAUACGAGUAGUAGUAUGCCGUCCUUGUCACGAUCCAUCUCGGGGGCCGGGCCGCUAUUGACGGAAGAAGAAAAGGCGCAAGAAGCACUGUUUGAACAAGCCAAGAACCUGUGUACCAAUGCAGCCCAAAAGGCUGUCGUGACGGCCAUUCGGGCCGAAUAUCAUCUGUCCCAAGGACGGGCCGAGUUGGCAUCCAAGUAUUUGGCACAGUGUCCUCCCGCGUUGGCCCCCUUUGCCGAUACGGCCAUUCGACUGGCGCUUCCACGGUUGGGCAUUGAUGAUCCACAGGGAUAUGGACAUUCCGCGGCGGCCAAGGCAAGUCUGGCGUCGAGCAAUGUCCCUCUCAUUACAUAUCUCAGUGACAAAUUA
This is a messenger RNA of Seminavis robusta, 2599 nucleotides long. The record is from the annotation of a GenBank genome assembly. NCBI's taxonomy places the organism in Eukaryota, Bacillariophyta, Bacillariophyceae, Naviculales, Naviculaceae.